UAUUAUCGUCGACGUCGUUUCUUAGAAUCAUUUCGUAAUUAGCUGUGUAAUUUUAGCUAAUGCCUUCCGAAAACAAGGCAUUUAUACUUGUAGUUGUUAAUGUAACUUUUAUCCACUUAAAUAUUAUAACGAGUCUAACAAUUAACGAAAAGGAUGUAAAUUCUAUACAGGAAUAUGAAUACAAUGCGAUUUACAAAGAAAACGACGGUUUACGUAGUCGACUAUUGGACAAAAAAAUUGAAUAUCAAAAAUCACAAAUGUUAGAUCAUCUUACUAAUAAUACAGUUUAUGUUGAUGGAAUACCACAUUACGAUGUUAAUACUGCAAAAGAGAAAGAAAGAAUAAAAAAAAUGGAAACCGGUUUUUUAUCUAUGUUGUCUAUGAAAGGUGUCAAAUAUAUAUUCAAAAGAGGUUAUCAUUGGAGGACAUGGAGGGAUAUUGAAAGUGAAGGAAAUAAAACGGUAAUCUGUUACAAAUGUAAAGGAUUAGGCAACACUUCGUGUAAAAAUUGUUUAAACUCUGGUUAUUGGAUAAUGGAAGAAAAACCACCGCCUUGUCCUUACGAAAUACUAUCGGUAUCCAAUAAUAAUCAAAUUUGUUCCAUUUACUUUGCUCAAUGGAAUGAUAUAACAAGUGCCUGUCCUACAUUGAUUAACCUAAACGAUUUGCUAUCGGUAUGCGACAAUCCUUUAGAAACGGAAUGGAAAAUAACUAGUAAAUAUAACGAUUUGGAGUCCGAAACAACACUUGCUGACAUCUGUAAAGGACGGGAAAGUUGUCGUAUUCUGACAUUGUACACGAUAUUACCACAUUCUAUUCUAUUUAGAAUUAUCAAUAGAACAAAUCAUAUAAUAUAUUCAAGAGUUAUGAUGAACGGCCACAGGAAUUAUGCCUGCGUAGAUAAUUGCGGUAUUAUAGACAGAAAAACUAACAGGAUCAUUAAAAAUGAGUCCCCUCUUAUAUUCGAUUUACUAGCAACGAAUUCGAAAUCACAUAAAAACAAAAGGGAGUACAAACAAUAUACAAAUUUUGAAACAACAACUAACCUCAAUACACUGAAAAAUUUAUUUUUCCUAUCGAAAAACUUUAAAUAUUACAAUAGCCGGAGUAAUGGAUUUGGAAAAGAAAGAAGUACGAAUAAUACUACAGUUAAUCCAAAUUUUAAUAUUGAAGAAGUAUUAACAAAAAGUCUUUGUAAGAAAAUAGAAGAAUUAUACAAAGAUAAUAAUGAUUAUAGUGAAACAGUGGAAUCGUAAUUAAAAUGGAUCCGACAGGCUCAUCGUUGACUAUGAACUAUACAAUCUUGAAUAUUACAAGAUUCUAAACA
Molecule: messenger RNA, 1327 nt
Organism: Papilio machaon (common yellow swallowtail)
Lineage: Eukaryota; Metazoa; Arthropoda; Insecta; Lepidoptera; Papilionidae
Exons: 3
Coding region: 60-1256 (398 amino acids)
Source: RefSeq, a predicted model, not a curated record